UUGAAAUCUUACGGUGGGUUACGUCAUAUUCGUGCGACAUUUCAGCUGUGUUCGGUCCACAUUGACAUCGGGCAAAUGACCUGUGAACGUUUUUGUUUAGUUUUUCACUCGGAUUUUGGUUUUUAAUUAAACCUACGUCCUAUUAAACAUGCAUUUUGAAUUUUCUCGAUGUCUCUGCAGGGUUUUGUCCCGACACGCUGCUCCUUCACGCGUCCUGUUGGGACAGCAUAAACAAGCUAUACAAAGUCCCUGGUUUUCACCUGUGGUCACCCUGAAAACAUCUGCUCCACUGAGAGCGGAGCAAAGAAAGAAGAAGAAAGUUGACCCACGGAGGGAACAGAUGGCGAGGGAGCGGCUGAAGAAAAGGCUGAAAAAGAUGGAGAAAGUACCGCCUGAGCUCAUUCCCAUAGAGGACUUUAUGACAUCAACCAAGUGUUUGGACGAAACACGAGUACGCCCUGCUCCAAGGCUUUCAUUCGAAGAGAGUGAAAGUCGAGCUCUCCUGUUGAAAGAAUGGAGUCGAUACAAACAGAAGCAACACAAGGCUGAAGUAGAGGCUGUUGAACUUGCUUUGGAGGCGCAAAGGGAGGCGCUGAAGGAGCUCAAGUUGGAGUCUGAGGAGCUGUACCUGGCAGCACUGGAGCCAGAUCUGCUCCUUUUCCCCUACACUCGUGAAGGUCCUGUCUACUCGCCUCCCAUCCCAAAAUAUGAUGCUCCAGAUGGGAAAUAUAAUGACAUUACUAAAGUGUACACUCAGUGAAAGUCCGAGAACAGCUGCACCUUCUGUAAUAUUUGUGCUGGUUUUAUGUCAGUGAGCUGAGACGCAGCUUUUUGUUAACUUGCAGGUUUGGGUUUAAGGAAAAAUGUUUUUCUUACAGAAACCUCAUCAACUUUGAUGUUUGAAGUCACAUCAGCUACUGUCCAGUGAAUAAUUAUCAUUUUUGACCUUUAUUGCAUAUUGAUAUGCUGUUUAAAUUAAAAAGGUAAAAAUAA
This is a messenger RNA of Nothobranchius furzeri (turquoise killifish), 993 nucleotides long. It is a transcript of the gene mrpl40, whose product is annotated as mitochondrial ribosomal protein L40. Gene Ontology annotation, cellular component: mitochondrial large ribosomal subunit; mitochondrial ribosome. The record is from RefSeq and is a predicted model, not a curated record. Lineage: Eukaryota; Metazoa; Chordata; Actinopteri; Cyprinodontiformes; Nothobranchiidae.